Messenger RNA from Chara braunii, 1265 nucleotides. NCBI's taxonomy places the organism in Eukaryota, Viridiplantae, Streptophyta, Charophyceae, Charales, Characeae. The record is from the annotation of a GenBank genome assembly.
GGAGCAUACGGUUGCUGAAAUGAAGCUGCGACAUGAUGCCGAGGUGGAAAAGGAGACUAACAAGAAAGCUUAAGAAGACAAGGCGAAGAAAACAAAGAAGAGGAGGAAAGGCGUGCUGCUGAGAAGCAAGACCGUGAAGAGUUUCGGAAGCAGUUGACGGAUUCUAUGAACACUCGGCUCGAUGGGGUUGUGAAGCUCUUGAGGGAAAAAGGCAGCACAAACGAAAUCGAGACGUUACGCAAGGAGGUUGAAAGAUUGAGUGGGAGGAAUGCCCAUGCGGAGGGGUCGACUGGUUCGGUACACGCGAAGAACCUUGACAACGAUGGGCUGUUGGCCAGAUUGCUUGCGGAACAAGACAGGAUGAAAGUGCAACUUGAUGAAGCUAUUGCUGCCAAGAAACGCUUGGAAGCGGUGGAGAAGGAGAUGUCGGAGGUCGUCCAGGUCAGGGACGAAGCACGGGCUGGCGCUGUGAAGUGGCAGGAGGAGGCUUUGAGACCGGGCAAAAGAGGAUGUAUUACACUAUCAACGCCAGCCAAGACUGUUACGCGUCCCUCCGGAUGCACUCCUCUGAAGUCCCCCGUGGCCUCUGUUGAUCUGAAAAGGGUGGCCGACAUGCAUCGGCUCAAGGUCGAGACUAUUCAGGAGAUGAGGGUACGUGAGUUCAAUGCCAGACGGGAAGCUGAGCAGGAACUAGAAAAGGCAAAGGAACGGAUCGCUCAGAUGGAGAAGAGAUAACGUCAGGGUGGGAGAAGCUGCAGAAGACUCCUCGCUCGAACUUGCGAGUCAGGAUGGAAGAAGCGGUUACUGGGAAAGGAAAAAAGAAGACGGUACAAGGAAAGGAUAAUGAGGGUCGUGCCGCAUUCAUCAAGGAUGCUAGAAAGGAUCUGCGUGGUUUGACCAAGGAUGCUUUGACUGCUAUUUGUGAAAAAAGGGAGUGAAAUAUGCUGGAGUUAAGCAAACUGUGGAGGACAUCAUUUCUCAUCGUGUCAGCAAGGCCUUCCCAUCGACCGGUGUUGCAGUUGAGAUCUCUGAGGACCGGGUCGAGGCGGUCAACGAUGAGGAGUCCGGGGGAGACUCUGCCCUUUCUUAGUGUCUCUCCCGGACGUGACGACGUUGUGGAAUCUUUAUCGGAACUGUUGUAAGUUCCGUAGUGCCUCCUCUUCCUUUUUACGGUGCCAGGAUCUUAAUUCUUUCCUUUAGAUCGUUGUUAUUGGUUUAAUUCUUGGUGGUUGUGUUCCUUGGGCUAGUAAAUUUGUGGGUCAUAU